AUGUUGAGUGAUAUAACCUUCUUGAUCUAUGGAAGGAGGUAUCCUCCUCCUCAUGGUAGACCGGCAAUUUUUUUAACUGGAUUAAUGCUUAAUGUUCUGAGGAUCAAACCCAUCCGUCGAAAAAACAAAGGGAUUUCCUUAGAAGAACUGCGAAAUGGUCUAGACAUCAGGAUUGAUUGCAUUUUCGCAAAUCAGAGAGCGUUAGCGGAAGUGCUUCGUAAAUAUAUCGAUAAACUGAUUGAUGUUGAUGCAUGUAUUGCUUAUUUUGUGCUGGUGGCUCUCCGUCAGCUCCGCGACGAUCUGUUCUAUACUACUUCUUGUGAAUUUGCUCUAAAACAAAAUUUGAUUCGCAUGCCGUUUCCGUCUGAAGACGACGAGCUUCAGUCAGUUUAUAAGCUACCUUUUCUGCUUACUAAUACACUACAACCUUUGCCUUUCGACUUGCACUCGGUUUUGACCGAACGCUUGUGGGUCAUCGACGAAAUGGAGCCUGAGUCACCACCGAAAAGUGUUCCUUGGGAUGAGAACGGAAGAUUGACAGACUCGUUCAAGAAGUUAAUAUUUGAUGAUUCAUUACGUGUUAUAGAUCAGAACAUUCUGAACAGCUCAGAAGUUAAUAUUUCAAUCUUAUCCUUUACUAAGCAGGAAGUUAUCCAAAAUCUUAUGUUUCUUUACACUGGAAUUAGUUCAGAACUAUUCAAUGCUCAAGAACAGAACUCUGGAUUCAUUCUACCGAGCUUUGUUGAAGUGCGAGACCAGAUGGGAUUUGGAAUCAAAUUCUCGCACAGUAUGUUACAGAUGCAUUUGGAGCUGGGUAAUAAGUUGAUGGACACGAAGAAGAAGUUCCUAGCCCAGUACUGCGUGGGAUGUGACGAGGUUUUCAGAAAUGCUGUACUUGACGAGAUGGAAAUGUUCAGUUCGUUCCUUGCACAACAAAUAACUGAUCUCAGCACAUUCUACGAAAAACUAACUCAGAUAAUUCAUUACGUUACCAACUUCCUCGGAUUCGUUGGUAUUUGCGAGAAAUUGCUACGCGAACAGCUUUCAGCCACAGAAGUUUCUACUUUUCUGCAAUUCAACCUGGCGACUUCCUUGGAGUUUGUUAAUGAUAUAGCUUCUCGAGUUCUCAGAAAAGUGAACAUUCAUAUCGUGAAAUCAUUAUACUUGUUCACUGAAAAAGGUCUUAUAAACUUUGAUGAAGGAGUCAUAAGCAAUAAGGAAAACGGCAGCUAUUUCGUAAGCGUUUCUAAUUCUGAAAUACUUUUCAUAAAGCCUACAGUGCUGAUAUCUGAAAACCUUUGUUCUAACAUUCUCUGGUAUGGAGCGAUCAUGAAGGAAAUCGCUCAUGACAAUAAUCUACGUUAUCCUGAGUUAUACGAGUUGCAAAAAAAUGUCCGAGACUCAAACACGUUCAUCGGUCAGUUCUUGAAAGACUUUCUAGCGGAGCAUGAAACAAGAAUACUCGAUUUGACUUACAUUUUCGAAGUAUUUUCUCGGAAAAAUUCUCAGUCUAAGCUGUUCUCAUAUAUGAGGAAUGAAGUCAAGAUUGCGGCUAACAUUAUGUACAAACUGUUUUUGCAUCGAUGUCAAGUUUCAGAGAGAAAAGUUCUAGGAUCAGUUCAGUAUUUCUGUCCCGACCUUCCAUCGGAAUAUCAAUCCGCUAUCAGUGCUGGAGGUACUGAUGGAAGACGUUUGGCGGUUACGUUGUCGAAGAUUGUUUCUGUCGUCAUCACGGAGAAACAUCAGCACGGUUAUGAAAUUAUAGGUGAAGGACUUCAGAAGAUUUUCAGCGGUUUUGACGCUAUCAUCCAUCUUUCAACUCGAAACCAUUACUUGUUGCCUGGUGAAGACCGCCGUGCUUUCUAUUACAAACACGUUAUGGACCGUGUUCUAAGCAAUUUGAUAUCACAUACAUAUCAAACCGUGAACCCUCUGUGGGAAACGUUCAACAUGGAGUUAGACAAUGCAGAUAGCGUGACAGCUAUGAUCGACUCCCACAGGCGUUUCAUCAGGGAAGUCCGAACUAACACGAUUUUCCAUAUUGUCUUCACAAACAAAGCCUUCAGCUUUGUGACAAAGAUGUGUGAAAGUUGCAUUUUGUUCGCCACAGCGUUCAAUCAGGGAGAUAGUAUGACAUUACAGAACCAUUACCAAGAAUUCCGAGCAAACUUAGAUUUGCUUUUAGAUGUUCUCGAGACUGGAGAUUUCAAAUUUCAACCACUUUGUGCAAUGCUUGGACGAUUUGUUUUGUCAAAGUCUAAGAAUUACAUCAAAUAA
Auanema sp. JU1783 is the source of this 2277-nucleotide messenger RNA. Lineage: Eukaryota; Metazoa; Nematoda; Chromadorea; Rhabditida; Rhabditidae. The record is from the annotation of a GenBank genome assembly.